Messenger RNA from Frankliniella occidentalis (western flower thrips), 4208 nucleotides. RefSeq lists its product as uncharacterized. The transcript has 9 exons. Bases 99 to 2693 code for a protein of 864 amino acids. Lineage: Eukaryota; Metazoa; Arthropoda; Insecta; Thysanoptera; Thripidae. Gene Ontology annotation, cellular component: nucleus. The record is from RefSeq and is a predicted model, not a curated record. Gene Ontology annotation, biological process: regulation of transcription by RNA polymerase II. Gene Ontology annotation, molecular function: RNA polymerase II transcription regulatory region sequence-specific DNA binding; zinc ion binding; DNA-binding transcription factor activity, RNA polymerase II-specific.
GAGGGGGAACGAAGGGAAGGAGGGAAGGAUGUCGUCAUGAGAGCAGUGAAUGUAGUGUGAACUGCGUUUGUUAUUGUUUUGAUUUAUUGUGACUGGCCAUGUCGGGGUACAAAAGGGUGAAUUAUUACGAAUUGUGCCGGUUGUGCACAACUACCGAAGGAACUAAAAUGCACAUCUUUCGGGAGGAGGGCCGCAGACGGCAGCUUGUCAACAAAAUUCCUCUAUGUCUCCCCCUUCAGGUAGCAGAGGAUGACUCCUUGCCGAAGAUUGUGUGUUCCAGCUGUGUUGAAAAGCUGGAGAACCUCUUUGAGUUCCGAGAAGCUUGUGUGAAUGCUGAAGCUAUGCUGGAAAGUUACUUCUCUACUAUUAGAGCAGAAGACCAUAAAGAAGGGCAGGCAGCUAUGGUAUAUGUACGUGAAAAUUAUCCCGCCAAAGAAAUAUCACCAAGUAAACCUGAAAUUAUUACACCAACAACAGGAAAAGUGCCAGGUCCAACUCUUGUCUUACCUGUUGGUGCUGAUGGUCUUUCCAAUCUCAUCCACGCAGCAGGAAUACAAAUACUUUCUGAUACAGAAUCGGCUCGUCUGCAACCUAUACUGGGCACAUCUGCCACACCUGUCUUAGAAGCUAGUGAUGGUACUAGGUAUACUUACUUAAAUAAUGCUGUGUCUUCUUCAGAAAUAUCACUAGAAAAGAUUGACACCAAACCUGAAGUAGUUACAUCUGAUAGAAGCAGUGAUGGUCCUCAACAAUCUCAACAUGCUCCUCAGGCUCACAUGCAGCCCCAAACUAUAACUUUUGCUGGACAAGAAUUGAUGGUUCAUUUUAAUAUAAAAGAUACUGACCCAACUAACCCACAACUUCAAAGGGCAUCAAUUGCUCAAUUAGGUGAAUUUUUAAAAAUGAAUUUAGUGGAUGGUGCUACUGUGGUCAAAGACCCUGCUGUACCAGGUGGAUUACGCAUUGUUGGCUUACAACAGAACAUAAUACCUGCCCAACCACCGCACGAUGAGCAGCAUCAUGAACAAGAGCAAAAUCAACAACUACAUCAUCAACAAAUCCAACAGCUCUUUCAAAAUCAAUCCCUUCAGCAGCAAGAAAUGGAACAGCAGCUAAAACAACAGCAGCAGCAGCAAAGACAGCAGCAGCAGCAACAACAACAGCAGCAACAGCGGCAGCAGCAACAGCAGCAGCAGCAGCAGCAACAACAACAACAGCAGCAACAAAGGCAGCAGCAACAACAACAGCAGCAACAACAACAGCAGCAACAGCAGCAACAGCAGCAACAGCAGCAACAGCAGCAACAGCAGCAACAGCAGCAACAGCAGCAACAGCAGCAGCAGCAGCAGCAGUUACAACGGCUGCAACUCCAACAAAAAGUAGACCAGACUCUGACUCCGCAAAAGAAAAAAAGGAAGCGAGACACAGCUAAAUUUGAAGCUCACCAGCAGCAGUCUCAAAACCAGCAACAACAAGACCAACACAUCCAACAGCAGCAACAACAACAACUUCAACAGCAGCAACAACUUCAACAACACCAGCAACAAAUACAACAACAGCAGCUACAUCAGCAGCAGCAACAACUGCAGGAACAGCACCGACAACAGCAGCUUCAACUUCAAAAUGAUCAUAAAAUUAACCAAUCUGAGUUUACAUCUCCAAUAUUACAGUUUGGUAGUGAAAUUGAACCUGAAGAGGAUUUACAUGAUGACAUGAGGGAUGAUGUUUCAUCUCAAGGAGAUAAAGACAGGCAGGACUCAAUGUGCUCAUCAAUAGAGGCUGUUGUGAGUGGGGCCGGAGGCGAAGACCUGGAUGGGAAAAGUCUUUAUUCCUGUGAUGAGUGUCCAAAGCUGUUUAAGAGGAAAGAACAUCUGUUUCAACAUCAGAAACUACACUCAGGUGAAAGACCCUAUGUAUGUCAGUUCUGUGACAAGACAUUUGUUCGAAAGGAACAUCUCCUGCGACAUUCUGUGAGUCAUUCUGGUGAAAAACAAUUUCCAUGUGAGCAGUGUGGUAAAAACUUUAGUCGGAAGGAUAACUUACAUAAACAUCGUAAAACUCAUGCAACUGAGGGACCGUUUAACUGCCAAACUUGUGGUAAAUCUUUCAUUGUAAAACACUACUAUACAAUGCAUAUGGCUUGCCAUGGAAUUGCUGUAGAAGGUGACAGUGGAGGAAUAGCUAUGGACCCUUUAGACUUCCCGUUUAAAUGCGAUGUGUGUGGUAAAGGGUUUCCCACCAAGGCUUUCUGUGAUUCGCAUAGGCUGAGACACCGAAAAGUAAUCAGGAGAAAUCGUAGUGAAAAGGAUGACAGAAGUGAUUCCAGUGAUGCAAAUAUUGAGGACAGAGAUGAAAAUCUCAACCAAUGUGUGGGAGAGGAGGAAGAGGAAGAUCCUUUAGGACAGUUACAUGUUAAUGGGCACUCGCAACCUCAAAAUGAACCUCAUCAUUCUGAUAUUCAGCAAUGUCAAGAGCUAGGGCAAAUAUUAGACAGAAAUAAUCUAAUGCCAGUGACUAUACAAGCUAGUGUUCCAACAACCAACGGUGUAAACAAUCUUCUCCCACAUAUCAUUCAGCAAAUAGUUCCAUCAUCAUCUCCUGCUGUCAUUCAACUUCAGUCGUCAGCCAAUGGAACUACCUACAUAUGUUCUCCAGAAAUCCUUGAAACAUAUCGACGUUUACAAUCAUCAUGAGAGUGGAUGAAAUUAGUUCACAAUUGCAUUGUAUUGACUUAACAAAGACAUAAAUAAUGAAAUUAAGUAUUAAUUUUUUCAGUUGUGGGGUUUGUGGUUAAACAAGCUUUAAGAGUAUACCUGCAGAUGUGCGUUCUUUUAACAUACGUACUGGAUAUUACGUACUGGUAAUCAAUAAUGGCAAUAAUUCUUAUAAAUGCUGUGUGUAAGCUGUUUCUAAUCAUUCGCUCCCCCGGUUAAUGUGCAAUUAUUAUUGUGUCUUUCUGUUUCAAGUCUCAUUCCUCCAAACUUCUACAAAGUGUAAGAAUGUGCUUGGUUUCUUUUUUAAAUAUUUUCCGCCACAUUCCUGUUGCCUAUUCUUUGCUACCAUCCAUCCAUUCAUGUAAUGAAAUGCCAUCAGUGUUACCUGUGUAAAUUCUAACUUUUUCUUUUAUUACAGAGGCGUUGUUGGUGAUUGUUGAAUCAUUAAUAACUCUCUGCGUGCAACUGUGUUUAAAAGUGUUUACAGUUCAGAUCUUAAUCACUGUUGCUUGUUUUCGUUGUUUUUUAAAAAAAAAAUAUUGUAUCAGUUUGCAUUAACUCAAAGGUUAAACAAUCAAAAAUAAUUUUACUGACUAACCGUGAAUAUUGUCUUUGAAAUUUUUUAUUUUAUCCAUAUUUUGUUAUGUUAUUUUAUUUUAUAAUUGUUUUUAUCAAAUGACAAUCAAUUGCCUAACCAAAAAUGACUGACUGAAUUAAAUGUAUUUUCUUCAAGAAUGAAAUUCUUUGGAGUAGUGUCAUUUUAUGGAACAUGUUUUGAGUACAUCUCAGUGUAAAUUGUAUAGCUAUAUAUUUAGUUCUUAUUCUUGACCAAAGUUUGUGUCAGCCCUUUAUCAUUUACACAUUUUCUGGGGGGAAAUGUGUAAUUUAAUUGUAUUGCAUGUUACCAAAGAGGGGAGGUUUACACUAUACUACCAAGAGAUUCAGCAUCUACUUUAGUGGUUGAUGAAACUUUCACUCUUUUCAUCUGUUUGCAACUAAACAAACUACGGUAUUUAAUUUAAAGGGUUCCAGUCUUUUAUUUCAGUCCUUGUUUGUGUGCUCGAGUUUUUCCUUCACUUCCUUCUUUUUUUUGUUGCAUGAAUAUGUAUGAUUGGAUCUCAAUUUUGAAUAGGACAAAUCUUUCUACAUUUGGUACUUUUCAUUAUUCAUUGUCUACUCAAUGCAUUUUGAAAAUUUUUGGUCAAAAAUGUAAAAAUGUCUUAACUUGUUUCAUUUUUUGUCUUGUGUUGCACCCAAUGAUUGUUCCUUGAAGUAAGUUUUUCAAAUUCUGAUUUGAACUACUCUUUAUGAUGUCUCAAGUACCUGUUUGGUUUUCUUUUAUUGCUGUGUUUUUAUUUUCACAUUUUUUUAUUGUAUUUGUCACAAUGUCUACAUAUACUGUCCAACAGAAUAUUUAAUUAAACACUAACUUAAUUUUUCUACUUAUGAGUACUAUAGAUUUUGUGUAAAUACAAUAAAGAAUAUAAAGAUCCA